Lathyrus oleraceus (garden pea) is the source of this 922-nucleotide messenger RNA. RefSeq lists its product as uncharacterized. Lineage: Eukaryota; Viridiplantae; Streptophyta; Magnoliopsida; Fabales; Fabaceae. The coding region runs from base 150 to 710 and encodes 186 amino acids. The transcript has a single exon. The record is from RefSeq and is a predicted model, not a curated record.
AAUACACCCAAUUGAUAAUCGAAUCUAAUACCUCAAUUGUUAUAAAGUACUUAUCUCAAAGUUUUCUUUCUCACACACAUGAGUUUCAUUAUCCUACAAAUUUAGCCACCAAUUUCUCUCUUCCUUCUUCUUUCUCUCAAACUCCUUCCAUGUCCUGCAUAAGUCUAAGACUUCCACCUGCUAAAAAGGUAUGGAAAAGCUUCACCUCUAAACUCGGUAGUAAACUUCACACCAUUCGUAAAUCCAAAACCAUGAAAAAACAAAGAAAGAAUAAAAAAAACACGACAACUAUCACCACCACUUCCAAAGCACCACCUAAGUUUCUUGCUACGAAGCGUUUUCGACGUAAAAGGUUAACCACGGUUAGAAGUUUAUUAUCCAGCUUCAACAAAAAGCCUGCACCUGUUUAUAUAGAUAAGCUCUUCAAAGAGCCUCCUUCUGAUUAUGUAGGGUAUUUGAAACCACAGACACAACCAGUUUACAAACCACGAACCGAAAUAGCAGCGAAGGAUUCUUCUGAGAAGAAAGAAGUGGUGCAACUAGAAGGAACAAGUAAGAGAUGUGAGAAAGCUAGUGCUUCAGAUGAUGUGUGGGAGUCAGUGGCGUUAGCUUCACAUCAAAUGGAAGGAAUUGAUGAACGAGCUGAGGAGUUUAUCAUGAGGUUCAGAAAACAGAUGGCUGCGCAAGAGAGAUUAGCAAGAAGUUUGUAGUACAUGUAGUUCUUGUUGCUGUGUAAUAAAAUUAAUAAAAAAUAAAGCAAGAAACUAAAUCCAUUUUGUUUGGUUAGAUAUUAAGAAAACUGGACUAGUAUAAAUAUUAUAAGUGUUGUAGAUUAUUAACGAUUAGUUUGUAUGGUUAUUCUCUAUCUGUGUCAAUUUUGUUUACCUAAUAGAAUAUGGCUAAGAAAAUGAAUUUCAAUUUA